GACAAACUCCAGGCUCACAUCCAGACCCUGAAGGACAGGAGACAAAAACUGGUGGGGCUCAAAGAGGCCGAAGAGCAGAAACACCGGGAUUUCCUCGCCCGGGUGGACGCGGAGCGGCAGAAGGUGGCGGCGGAGGCCCAGGAGCUGCACCGAUUGGUAGAGGGGCAGGAGCGGCUCCUCAUGGAGGAGAUUCGGCGGCUGGAGGAGAAGUGGCGGCAACCGGCGUGUGAGUUCCUGCAGGACAGCGGCGACAUCCUGAGCAGGCUCGAGGAGGCCGGGGCCCAAAAGGCAGAGGAGGCAUCGCCCGAGUUGGGAGAGGAACCCACGGCUCCGCCCCCCAAAAAUGCGGCCCUGAAGGAGACGCUGAUGAAAUUUCGAGUGAGUCCGACGCUGGAUCCAGAGACCGCCCACCCUCGCCUCGUCCUAUCGGAGGACGGCAAGCGCGUCAGGUGGGACGACACCCGCCAACCCGUCCCGGAUAACCCCAAACGUUUCGACUCCUCCCGUUGCGUCCUGGGCCUCCGUGGUUUCCGCGAGGGGUGCCACUACUGGGAGGUGGAGGUGGGCGAGGGGGACGCCUGGGCCCUGGGGGUGGCCAAGGAGUCGGUGAGGAGAAAGGGGCGAAUCCGCGUCAACCCCGAGGUGGGGAUUUGGGCGGUGGGGCAGUGCGGGAGCCAAUACCAGGCCUUGGCCUCUCCCACCGUCCCCAUCUCCCUCCCGGCCGCCCCCAGAGCGGUCGGGGUGUACCUGGACUACGAGGCAGGGCGCGUGGCCUUUUUUGACGCCGCCACCCAGGCCCCCAUCUUUGCCUACCCCCCGACUUCCUUCGCGGGGGAGCAAAUCCUCCCCCUGCUUUGUUUGGGGAGGGGGUGCCGGUUCACGCUGUCCCCUUGA
Messenger RNA from Mesitornis unicolor (brown roatelo), 894 nucleotides. RefSeq names its product E3 ubiquitin-protein ligase TRIM39-like. The annotation marks the transcript as partial. Gene Ontology annotation, molecular function: protein binding. The transcript has 6 exons. The record is from RefSeq and is a predicted model, not a curated record. NCBI's taxonomy places the organism in Eukaryota, Metazoa, Chordata, Aves, Mesitornithiformes, Mesitornithidae.